Molecule: messenger RNA, 1584 nt
Organism: Musa acuminata AAA Group (dessert banana)
Lineage: Eukaryota; Viridiplantae; Streptophyta; Magnoliopsida; Zingiberales; Musaceae
Product: protein HOTHEAD-like
Exons: 4
Coding region: 1-1584 (527 amino acids)
Molecular function (GO): oxidoreductase activity, acting on CH-OH group of donors; flavin adenine dinucleotide binding
Source: RefSeq, a predicted model, not a curated record
AUGGUAACAUCUUCUGGCUGUAGCUUCGUUAAGCAUGCAGAGGAUGGUCCACUGGUCUCGUACCAUGACUACAUCAUCAUCGGCGGUGGGACUGCUGGCUGCCCUUUGGCCGCAACCCCUUCGCACGACUCCGACGUGCUGGUGUUGGAACGAGGAGGCUCCCCGUAUGGCAACAGCAACAUCUCCAACCUCGCGUCCUUCAUCAGAAACCUCGCUGACGUCUCCCGGCCGACUUGGCCCACCCAGCACUUCGUCUCCGAGGACGGCGUCAUCAAUGCGCGAGCCCGCGUGCUUGGCGGCGGGACAUGCAUCAACGCCGGGUUCUACUCUCGGGCUAGUGGCCAGGAGGUGAGGGAGAUGGGCUUGGACGCGGAGUUGGCGGAAGAGUCGUACCGGUUGGUGGAGGACGUGGUUGCUUUCGAGCCACAGCUGUCUGAGUGGACUUCGGCCCUCAAGGACGGGCUUCUCGAGACCGGAGUUACUCCGUACAAUGGUUUCACGUACGAGCACUCGAUAGGGACCAAAGCUGGGGGGACACCGUUCGAUCACUAUGGUCACCGGCACACGGCAGCCGACCUGCUCGAGCAUGCCGAUCCGAACAGCCUAACCGUGCUCUUGCGCGCCACGGUUCAGAGAAUCUUGUUCAGGAAGAGAGGAAGACAGACGCCACAGGCAUAUGGCGUGCUGUAUUCGGACGAGAUGGGCGGCAUGCACGAGGCCUACGUGAAGGAUGGCUCGGCCGGCGAAAUUAUCUUGUCAGCGGGAGCCCUCGGAAGCCCGCAGCUACUCAUGUUGAGCGGCGUCGGUCCCUCUGAGCACCUCAGAUCUUUUGGCAUCGAGGUGGUAUUGGAACAGCCGAUGAUCGGGCGAGGCAUGUCGGACAACCCCAUGAACAUCAUCACCGUCCCUUCGCAGCAGCCAGUCGAGAUCAGCUCCAUCCAAGUCGCCGGAAUAACUCACUCAGGCAACUACAUCGAGUCCUUUACCGGCUUCAACCUAGCAGCUUCUCUCGUCCAUGACACCUCUGGUGGUGGUACAGAAACAUCCGACCAGAACCCUCAACUAUCACCACCUCCGUCUAAGGAAGGAAAGCAAGACGUGUUUUCAUUCCAAGUCGGCAUAAUACUUGAGAAGUUGGCGCGCCCUCUUUCUCGAGGUUUCCUUCAGCUCAAGAACCGCAAUCCAGACGACAACCCCUCCGCCACCUUCAAUUACUUCACGGAGCCUGCGGACGUUGAGGCAUGUGUCGAGGGCUUAGAGACGAUGAAGAGAGCGCUCGAGACGAAAGGACUGUCGAAGUUUAGGUACCCCAAUCAAUCACUGGAAGAUCUACUGGCCCUCUCCGCGAGUUCGAUCCCGAACCACCGUCCACGGCAUGAGAAUGACCCCACCUCCUCGGAGCAAUACUGCAAGGACGUCGUGCUCACCAUACACCAUUACCAUGGAGGGUGCUUAGUUGGCCAGGUGGUCGAUCACGACUACAAAGUUCUUGGCCUUGACUCGCUUAGGGUCAUCGACAGCUCCACGUUCAACUUCUCCCCUGGAACGAAUCCUCAAGAGACCGUCAUGAUGUUGGGAAGGUAG